CCGCACGUCGCUGGGCAGCCAGCGCAGCCGCGUCAGCUUCCUCAAGAGCGACCUCAGCUCGGGCGCCAGCGACGCCGCGUCCACCACCAGCCUGGGCGAGGGCGCCGAGGGCGCGGAGGGUGCCGACGAGGCCGCCCUUCGAGGCGGACAUCGACGCCACCACCACCGAGACCUACAUGGGCGAAUGGAAGAACGACAAGCGCUCGGGCUUCGGCGUGAGCGAGCGCUCCAGCGGCCUCCGCUACGAGGGCGAGUGGCUGGACAACCUGCGUCACGGCUACGGCUGCACCACGCUGCCCGACGGCCACCGCGAGGAGGGCAAGUACCGCCACAACGUGCUGGUCAAGGGCACCAAGCGCCGCGUGCUGCCGCUCAAGAGCAACAAGGUCCGCCAGAAGGUGGAGCACAGCGUGGAGGGCGCCCAGCGCGCUGCCGCCAUCGCGCGCCAGAAGGCCGAGAUCGCCGCCUCCAGGACAAGCCACGCCAAGGCCAAAGCUGAGGCAGCGGAACAGGCUGCCCUCGCUGCCAACCAGGAGUCCAACAUUGCCCGCACUUUGGCCAGGGAGCUGGCUCCAGAUUUCUACCAGCCAGGACCCGAGUAUCAGAAGCGCCGGCUGCUGCAGGAGAUCCUGGAGAACUCGGAGAGCCUGCUCGAGCCCCCGGAGCGGGGCCCAGGGGCCGCGGGUCCCCCGCUGCGGUCCCGGGAGAGCCCGCAGCUGCACGAGCACGAGCCCCUCGGGCCCGAGGGCUGCACCCCGUCCCCGGCCGGGACGCCCCCGCAGCCCAAGCGGCCCCGCCCGGGGGCGACCAGGGACCGCCUGCCUGAGGUGGCGCUAUACCGGGGCUACCACAGCUAUGCCGUGCGCACCGCGCCGCCCGCGCCGCCGCCCUUCGAGGACGAGCCGGAGCCGGAGGCCUCCGGGCCCGACUCCGCGCCGCCGUCGCCGGCCGCCGCUCCGGUGCGGACCCCCGAACUCGCGCCCGAGUCCCCGGCCAAGCUGGAGCCCAAGCCCAUCAUCCCCAAAGCCGAGCCGAAGGCCAAGGCCCGCAAGACGGAGGCCCGAGGGCUGACCAAGGCGGGGGCCAAGAAGAAGGCUCGGAAGGAGGCGGCGCUGGCAGCCGAGGCCGAAGUGGAGGUGGAGGAGGUCCCCAAUACCGUCCUUAUCUGCAUGGUGAUCCUGCUUAACAUCGGCCUGGCCAUCCUCUUUGUUCACCUCCUGACCUGA
Ailuropoda melanoleuca (giant panda) is the source of this 1226-nucleotide messenger RNA. Its product is annotated as junctophilin-2. The record is from RefSeq and is a predicted model, not a curated record. Gene Ontology annotation, cellular component: endoplasmic reticulum membrane; junctional membrane complex; sarcoplasmic reticulum. The transcript is spliced from 5 exons. The coding region runs from base 177 to 1226 and encodes 349 amino acids. NCBI's taxonomy places the organism in Eukaryota, Metazoa, Chordata, Mammalia, Carnivora, Ursidae.